Molecule: messenger RNA, 522 nt
Organism: Contarinia nasturtii (swede midge)
Lineage: Eukaryota; Metazoa; Arthropoda; Insecta; Diptera; Cecidomyiidae
Product: general odorant-binding protein 69a-like
Exons: 4
Coding region: 39-446 (135 amino acids)
Biological process (GO): sensory perception of smell
Molecular function (GO): odorant binding
Source: RefSeq, a predicted model, not a curated record
CUUUAAUUCAUUUAGAAAUAAAAACGUGAAGUAAAAAGAUGAAGAAAUUAAUAUUAAUUCUAUCAAGUUUAGUCGGAAUGAGUUUUGCAGCAUUAGAUAUUCCAGAGCAUAUGAAAGCACCACUGAAGCAAGCGCGUAAGGCAUGCAUGGGUGAAACUGGCGUGGAUCUGAAAUAUAUCGAGGAAAGUAAAAACGGCAAUCUUCCCGAUGUACCUGAACUAAGAUGUUACAUAUUAUGUCUGAUGGAGCAUCAUGGUAUAAUACAUGAUGAUGGAACUGUCGAAUUUGCAAAAAUUUAUCACUUAUUCACACCAAGCGUAAAAGAAUCGUUUCAACAAGCCACCAACGAAUGUGCAACAAAACAUGGUGAAACUCGCUGCGAUACAGCUUAUUUAACGAUAAAAUGUUUCUUUGAGCUACUGCCAGAGGGAGCUGAGUUACCUUAAGGAGUUGCCUGUUAAUUUGAAAACAACUGAAAUUUGCCUUCAAUAAUAAAUAUAAAAAAAUAUAAUAAUGAAAGCU